Puma concolor (puma) is the source of this 2208-nucleotide messenger RNA. It is a transcript of the gene HMMR, whose product is annotated as hyaluronan mediated motility receptor. Lineage: Eukaryota; Metazoa; Chordata; Mammalia; Carnivora; Felidae. The record is from RefSeq and is a predicted model, not a curated record. Gene Ontology annotation, cellular component: membrane. Gene Ontology annotation, molecular function: hyaluronic acid binding.
AUGUCCUUUCCUAAGGCGCCCCUGAAACGAUUCAAUGACCCUUCUGGUUGUGCACCAUCUCCAGGUGCUUAUGAUGUUACAACUUCAGAAGUAUUGAAAGGACCGGUAUCUUUUCAGAAAUCACAAAGAUUUAAAAAACAGAAAGAAUCUCAACAAAAUCUUAAUAUUGACAAAGAUAUUACCUUGCCUGCUUCAGCAAGAAAAGUUAAGACUUUGGGAUUAAAGAAGGAGUCUCAAAAGAAUGAUAAAGAUUUGAAGAUACUAGAAAAAGAGAUUCGUGUUCUCGUGCAGGAACGUGGUGCUCAGGAUAAGCGGAUCCAGGAUCUGGAAGCCGAGUUAGAGAAGACAGAGGCUAAGCUAAAUGCUGCAGUCAGGGAGAAAACAUCUCUCUCUGCAAGUAAUGCUUCACUAGAAAAACAGCUUAUUGAAUUAACCAGGACUAAUGAGCUACUAAAAUCAAAGUUUUCUGAAGAUAGUAACCAGAAGACUAUGAGAAUUCUAAGCCUCGAAUUAAUGAAACUUAGAAACAAGAGAGAAACAAAGAUAAGGAGUAUGAUGGCUAAACAGGAAGGCAUGGAGGUGAAGCUACAGGUCACUCAGAAGAAUCUUGAGGAGUCUCAGGGGAAAAUAGCACAACUGGAGGGGAAACUUGUUUCAAUAGAGAAGGACAAGAUUGAUGAAAAAUCCGAAACAGAAAAACUCUUAGAAUACAUCGAAGAAAUUAGUUGUGCAUCAGAUCAAGUGGAAAAAUACAAGCUAGAUAUUGCCCAGUUAGAAGAAAAUUUGAAAGAGAAGAAUUAUGAAGUUUUAAGCCUUAAGCAAUCUCUUGAGGAAAAUGUUGCUAUGCUUUCUAAAAAAGUCGAAAACCUAAAUGCUAAGUGUCAGCUGCUUGAAAAAGAAAAAGAAGACCUCAUCAACAGGGAUAGGGAACAGGAUGAAGGUCUGAAUUCUGAAAUGCAAAACUUAAAGGAGAAACUUAUUCUUGAAAAGGAAGAACAUGAAAAGUUACGACAAAAAGAACUGCAAAGUGAUUCACUUCUGCAACAAGAGAAGGAGUUGUCCUCCAGUCUUCAACAGAAGCUAGGUUCUUUUCAAGAGGAAAUGAUGAGAGAGAGAGAUCUCUUUGAGGAAGAAUUAAAGCAAACACUGGAAGAACUAGAUAAAUUACAGCAAAAGGAGGAACAAGCUGAAAGGCUGAUUACACAAUUGGAAGAGGAAACAAAAUCUAGAGCUGAGGAACUGAAACUCCUAGAAGAAAAGCUGAAAGGGAAAGAAGCUGAACUAGAGAAAAGUAACGCUGCUCACGCUCAAGCCACCCUGCUUUUACAGGAAAGGUAUCAGAGUACAGUGCAAAACCUAGGAGAUGUUACUGCUCAAUUUGAAAGUUAUAAAGCAUUAACAGCUAAUGAAAUAGAAGAUCUUAAGCUGAAGAAUUCAGCACUUCAGGAAAAAGUGGCCAGUGCCGAGAAAAGUGCAGAGGACAUUCAACAUCAGAUAUUGGCAACUGAGAGCGCAAAUGAAGAAUAUGCAAGGAUGCUUCUAGAUCUGCAGACCAAAUCAGCACUUAAAGAAGCAGAAAUUAAAGAAAUCACAGUCUCUUCUCUUAAAACAAUAACUGAUUUGCAGAACCAACUCAAGCAACAAGGUGAAGAGUUUAGGAAACAACUGGAAGAGGAAGAAGCAAGAAAAGCUGGAAAAGAAAACACAGUGGCAGAAUUAACUGAGGAAAUGAAUAAGUGGCAUCUCCUUUAUAAAGAACUGUAUAAUAAAACAAAACCUUUCCAGCUACAACUGGAUGCUUUUGAAGCAGAGAAACAGACUUUGUUGAAUGAACAUGGAGCAGCUCAGGAACAGCUUAAUAAACUAAGAGAUUCUUAUGCUAAAUUACUGGGUCAUCAAAAUCUAAAGCAAAAAAUCAAGCAUGUUGUGAAACUGAAAGAUGAAAAUAGCCAACUCAAAUCGGAGGUGUCAAAACUCCGCUCUCAGCUUGCUAAGAAAAAACAAAGUGAAACAAAACUUCAGGAGGAAUUGAAUAAAGUUCUGGGUAUCAAACACUUUGAUCCUUCAAAGGCUUUUCUUCAUGAAAGUAAAGAAAAUUUUGCUCUCAAAACCCCAUUGAAAGAAGGCAAUACAAACUGCUGUUGAGCUCCUGUGGAGUUUCAAGAAUGAUGCAAGUAAACAUCUGAAAGACCUGUUAAAGAUUAUUUC